AUGCGCGUUGGCUAUCGUCGUAUGCACGGCUCGCCAAUAAAAUCCCUUGAGCCUCCCGAGAAUCCAGAAAUGCUGUCACUUCUUGAUAAAACCUUGGAGAUGUUCCUACCCCGCAUUCUGCCGAAGUUUCUCCACAUUUGCAGCCGCUGUAACCCCGACCAGCUCCACGUCGCUCAGCGAUCUUCUCUAGUGUUUUCUCAAACGCAAGUCUUACACAUCACGCGCCAGCUCGGGACAGUCCAUACCAGCAUAUAG
Penicillium angulare is the source of this 255-nucleotide messenger RNA. RefSeq lists its product as uncharacterized. The transcript is spliced from 2 exons. The coding region runs from base 1 to 255 and encodes 84 amino acids. The record is from RefSeq and is a predicted model, not a curated record. Lineage: Eukaryota; Fungi; Ascomycota; Eurotiomycetes; Eurotiales; Aspergillaceae.